UCUUAGCUGUCACGCAUGCGUCGUACGAGACAUCCCCUUCUUUAGCUCGCGAGCCAUGUGGCUGUGGUUGGUAAAUAAAGGUCUGUGCUAAUACUUGACUUCCACUUCAAAAUUUCGUACAAAUUCUGACUUGUGCACAGUCCGAACGCUCAAGAUGUCCGCGGGCACCGUGAACCUCCAGGCGCAGGUGGAGUUGGUGCUGGGAGCGCUGGUCAAAGCGGCCACGGUGGAGUUAACCAAACUGUUCGAGAGCAGAUACGGAGCCUCGGCCGCGGAUGCAGACAUGGGCCGCAGCGACGACGAAAAGAAAAACGAAACCUUGGAGAGGCUCGAUAGUUUUCCACCCGCAGGCACAAAACGCAGCAUCGGAGUACAAGUUGAAGAGGAUAUUUAUUCGCUGUUGGAGUUUUCUGGUUCCUCUUUCCUCUCAAACGAUGAGUGCAAAGCGGAGGAUGUAGUGGAGGCGGGUCUCCUUCCAACAGAAAUCUUCCUGGCUGAAGCUAAUGGCCAUUCUGACCCCGAGUGGUCCCAUCUGAAGGAACAGGUUUUGGGAGAGACUGUGGAUAUGCUGGAGUUGAGCGUCCUUGAAACAGAAUCUCCAGCUGAUAGUGAAGCCCAGGCAGAAGUUGUUUUGCACGAGACGCGGACAGAUCCAUUAAGAAAUGGAUCUAUGCAACAACCUCCAGCUAAAGAGAAGCCUCUCGUGAUCCGGCCAGAUACAAGUGAUAUUACUUCUGGGCAGAGGGUGAAAUUUGUUUGCCCAUUAAUACUUAAACCAGAGUCUCCUGCUCCAAAACCUGACAGUUCAGAGACGCCAACUCAACCUGAGCCUCACCAAGGGUGUGUCAGCACCGCCAAGGGUACCGCCUACAGUCCGUGCUCAUCUGAUGGAGCUGCGAAUCCUGCGCAGGUUGGGGUUUGGGAACGGAUCCAUACGCCAAAGGAGACUAAGAACAAUCUCCACAUCAAACUGAAACUGACUUCUCCAGAUCAAAAGCUGAUGCGUCGCUGUGCAGUACAACUGGUGGAUGUGCUCAUGGUGCCUAAGUCAGAGAUGAAGCUUCAGGGUCAUGUUGCUGACCGCGACACUGGCUGGCCUGUGCCCAAAGACCUCCGCCGCCACCAGGGUCUUCACACAGGUCAUCGUCUCUGCUGCUUCACCAUGUGUGGAGAUAGUGUCUGGCGUCUCCAAAAGGUCGUCACCCACUCCCGUGAUGGAUACGCUUGCAGCAAAUGUGGAAAAACAUUCAAACACAGAAAGAUCCUUCGACGCCAUGAGCGCUUCCACACUGGAGAAAAACCAUACUCUUGUUCAGUUUGCUCUAAGAUGUUUGCACUGAGGAAGAGCCUCCGCCGACACGUCAGGUUCCAUACAGGGGAGAGGCCCCACACCUGCACGCAGUGUGGCAAAAGCUUCCGUCUGCGAGAGAACCUGAAAGCACACUUAAGGUUUCACACAGGAGAGAAGCCUUUUAGCUGUGUCUCAUGUGGGAAGAUGUUCAGAAUCAUGAAGAAUCUGGAGAAACACAAUAUGAGCCAGUGUGGAUUCUUUGCCCCUUCAUUUAGGAUGAUUGCUGGCUUGUAGCUGUGGGAACACAUCUGUCAGCAGCUGGUUGUAGUGGUUGUAUCAUGUUCUACCUCAGACUGAAAAAAGAAAACCACUGUCAUAUAAAGAUGAGAGAAAGAAAUCCUGAUUGAUUGAAGUUCAGAGCAUUUUCUUUCUUAUUCCAUGAUAUAUUUUUGUGGACCAGUGGUGGACCAGUGGUGGGACUGGGACAAUAGGUGCACUCAGCAUUAGAUUAGAUCAUUCUGCAAGGAAUCCCCCCCCCACCCCCCUUUGCACAAUUACCCAGUUAUACCACAUACAUGCUGAUGUUGCCCACAUUAGAGAUUGUUGAUGUUGGAGAGACAUGUCUGGUGAUUGUUUUGGUUGGGCAAACUACAGCUCCUCACCAGCCAACCUCUGCUGUGUGAAAGUUUGAGAUAUAUAUUCACUAAAUGUCACACUGAUGAUUCGUUAUUGACAUUUGGCACGUGAUGCCCUUCCUGACAUGACCCUGACUCGAACCUGGGCCGCAGCAGCAAGAGCGCUGUGGCCUAACCACCUUAUGUAAUUCAAAUACUACUUCCUUUAAUUUCUGUUUUAAUGGACAUUUGCCAAAAAUAUAGGCUGUUAACUAAAACACAAACUAUUAGUGUGAACUACCCACUAUAAAAACAACUAUGGUCAAAUCCCCAUAUGAAAUAUAAAAUGGACAGUCGUAACACCUAAAGAGCUGGCUGCUGCUUCGCUGCCUUGCUAUGUAUCACUUCGUCUCCAGUGUUAUUUUCACUGCUUGUCCCUCACAAACCACUUGUCCAUCAGAUUCCUGCCACAUACUGCAAGUUCCUCAAUGAUGACAAUCCGUUUGUCCUCCAGCAACAGGUUGAGGACACCUUUGCCCUCGGGCUCAGUGACACCCAUGAUUUUGGCUGCCUCACAUGUGCUGAUGACUUGCUCAGUCUUUGAAGUUGGUCGACCCGUAAUGAGACCUGCCAGGUUUCAGAUGGGAUACUCUCAGUGAGGAUCCCAGCUGCAGGUGUUCUGAAAUGGAUGCCUCCCGCCACAGGGACACUUUUGCUGUGUCCUUCUGUUGAAGUACACUUCUCAGGGGGAUGUCUUCUCUCCCUAUCUUGAUGCGUUUCACCCCAGACACCUCCACUACCUGUCCUCAUACAGUUGUUAACCCAUGAGUCUCUUUACAAUUUACCAGGGUGGUCUCAGUUGAAGUAGGCUGAAUAAGGGCUGCAGCCUCUUAUUUCAGCUCCUCAGUGAUGUGCGCUGGGGCGCUGCAGAAGAACAAGGUGUUCUUAUUUAUGCUGAUGGAGUAGGGGGGCACCUUGCCCAUGAGCCGGUGGCCUUUUAUUAGAUACAAUUGGCCCUCUUUAAAUCGUGAGGCAAACUCCUCAAAAACUGUUAAUUUGGUCACAGAUUCCCCAUCAGAAAUUACUAUGUUCUUGUUUUGUUUUAUCACAGCAGGAUAUGCUGUGUUUUCUCUUAAUGCCCAUGAGACCACCUUGGACUUGGUUGGCCACUGCCACCAUGCAGAUGUGCAGCAGUGGUGGCUUGAAAUAUGGGUUUUCUGGUUUUGUAAACAACACGUUCCGGAGCGCCAUUGCGGUGAAGAGCAAAGCGGGAUCGGCGUUCCAACAAAUAUAUAAAUAUAUAUAUUCACUUCUGUUUGUUUUUGAUGUCUGUAUUUUUUAUAUUACACUUUUUUUUUUAAACUACACUCAUAUGAAAACUUGUUUUAUAGUCAUGGUAGGAUUACUGAAUGUACUCUGUGUAGACGUGUUGCUUUGCUUGACUUAAAUGUCUGAGUAGCUAUGCUGGCUUUAUAAAAAAAAA
Monopterus albus (swamp eel) is the source of this 3388-nucleotide messenger RNA. RefSeq names its product zinc finger protein 2. The record is from RefSeq and is a predicted model, not a curated record. Gene Ontology annotation, molecular function: DNA-binding transcription factor activity, RNA polymerase II-specific; RNA polymerase II cis-regulatory region sequence-specific DNA binding. The coding region runs from base 155 to 1585 and encodes 476 amino acids. Lineage: Eukaryota; Metazoa; Chordata; Actinopteri; Synbranchiformes; Synbranchidae. Gene Ontology annotation, biological process: regulation of transcription by RNA polymerase II. The transcript has 4 exons.